AUCGUUAAGGCAAAGGUAUGACAUACAGCUGCUAACAAUGGGAGAAUUGACAGUGUUGGGAUUAUUGGUCAUUGGGUUGGUGCUGGUCAAUGCAUAUGGCACGGGAUCAGGUUCGCUGAAAGGUGCUGGAGCUUUGGCAGGAUCCUCUGCAAGUGCUUCUUCACUGGGAUUAAAUGGCGGUGGUAAAGGUGGCUAUGGCGGUUCUUCUGGAGCAGCUUCAGCUGGCUUAAGUACUGGUGGUUCAGGUGCAGGUGCAGGUGGUGGUUAUGGCAGCAGCAGCACCGGUUUAUCUGGUGGAUAUGGUGCUUCUGGAGCUAGUGGCUCAGCUGGUAGUUCAGCUGCAGGUGGUGGCUAUGGCGGCGGCAGCGGUUUAACUGGUGGUUAUGGUGCUUCUGGAGCUAGUAGCUCAGCUGAUAGUAAAGCUGCUGCUUCUGGUCUAACAACCGCACUUGGAGGUUCUGGUUCAGCUGGCCUAGGUGCUGGUAGUGGUGGUGCUGGUGUUGGACACGGAUCUGGUCAUGGAGCUGGAUCUGAUCAUGGAGCUGGUGCUGGCUCAGCUCUGGGUGGAGCUGGCGCAUCUGUUGCCGCAGAUGCUGGCCAUGGCGGCAGUGCUGCAGCUGGACUGGGAACAGCAUCUUCUGCAUCUGGAUUCGGUGAAGGUCUAGGAGCUGGAGCUGGAGCGGCUCAGGGUGCUGGUUUGGGCCAUGGAGGUGGAGCAGGUCAUGGUGCUGGAUCAGCACUUAGUGGUGGUUCAAGUGGCGGAAGUGGAUAUGGAGGGGCAGGAUCUGCCUCAGGCUUAGCAACUUCUUCUACUGGUUAUGGGGCUGGAGCAGGCCUUGGUUCCAGCUUAGGAUCUGAAACAGGAGCUGGUGCUGGAACAGGACAUGGAUUGGGUGCUGGAUCGGGCCAUGGAUCGGGUGCUGGAUCAGGCCAUGGAUUGGGUGCUGGAUCAGGCCAUGGAUCAGGUGCUGGAUCUGGCCAUGGAUCGGGUGCUGGAUCAGGCCAUGGAUCAGGUGCUGGAUCAGGCCAUGGAUCCGGUGCUGGAUCAGGCCAUGGAUCAAGUGCUGGAUCAGGCCAUGCAUCGGGUGCUGGAACAGGCCAUGGAGCGGCUGGGGGAUCAAGCCAUGGGACAGGGAGUGGAUCCGCCCAAGAAGGAAGUGCUGGUCAAGGCAAAGGUGCAGGUGCCGGUUACGGAUCAGGCUCCUCUGGUGCAGGUUUAAGUACCGAGGCUGAUGCUUCAGCUGUGGCAGGUGCAGGUUAUGGCGGUGGUUUAGAAACAGGCUCCAGUUCGGCAGCUGCUUCGCUUGGAGUAUGUGUUGAAGGUGGUAAAGCAGGUGGUGCAGCAUCCGGUCAUGGUGGUGGAAAAGGCCAUGGUUCAGGUUCGGGACAUGGCGGAGGAAAAGGCCAUGGAGCCGGCGGAAGUGGUCAUGGGGCAGGAUCUGGCAAAGGUCAAGGAUCUGGUAAAGGCAAUGGCGGUGCAAAGGGACACGGUUCAGGAGGCGGCGGCGGCGGUCGUGGUCAGGGUAAAGGACAUGGCUCUGGCUCGGGUUAUGGCGCUGGACAUGGUGCUGGUGCUGGUUCAGGUUAUGGAACCGGCAAAGGUGGCUCUUCAGGGCUAGUUACGGCCUCUGGUGGUUCUGGUGCAAAUCAUGGAAAUGCUGCAGGUCAUGGUUCUGCAUUAUCCGAAGCAUCGGCAUCUUCUGCAGCUGAGGGCAGUUCUGGUGCAGGACUUUCAGGAGGCGGUGCUGGCGCAGGUGCUGAAGCCAGUUCUGCAGCUUCUAGUCAUUCAGGCGUUGCUGGUGGCGGACAUUCUGGCUCUUAUGGUUUAAAUGUUGGUUCUGGCGGUGGCAGCGGCAGUUACGGAGGCUCAUAUGGUUCCAGAGCAAGUUUGUCUGCUGGUGGCAGUUAUGGCGGAUCAAAAGGCUAUGGUCGAUAAUUUUUGGAUAAUGUUAUUAAAAAAAAACUUGUACUUAUAAUAAAACAUGGGUCAGCCUGAAACCGGAA
Stomoxys calcitrans (stable fly) is the source of this 2004-nucleotide messenger RNA. RefSeq lists its product as uncharacterized. The record is from RefSeq and is a predicted model, not a curated record. Lineage: Eukaryota; Metazoa; Arthropoda; Insecta; Diptera; Muscidae. The coding region runs from base 38 to 1936 and encodes 632 amino acids. The transcript is spliced from 2 exons.